Molecule: messenger RNA, 3758 nt
Organism: Vollenhovia emeryi
Lineage: Eukaryota; Metazoa; Arthropoda; Insecta; Hymenoptera; Formicidae
Product: GTP-binding protein RAD-like
Exons: 8
Coding region: 460-2049 (529 amino acids)
Cellular component (GO): plasma membrane
Molecular function (GO): calcium channel regulator activity; GTPase activity; GTP binding
Source: RefSeq, a predicted model, not a curated record
AUCCGUAGAUCGCCCCGCGGAUCCCGGACCCUCGGAACCGGCACGCGAGCUGCUAUAUCGCUCUCGAGUUGCUCUCGAACGAGAGUGAAAGCGCGAGUGGUGUUGGUAGCGGCCGCUUCGCAUCUCGCUCCUUAUCGCUAGAUCCCCCCAUUCGGAAACUGUGACUCGUGACUCGUCCAAGAUUCGUCCCGCUGCGAAUUAAUAUUGAGAUUUACGUCGGUUAUUGUCCUCUGUGUCCUACGAGGCUCUCGCGAGCGUGUCCUCCGCCUCCUCGGUGGAAUUGUGGGGGCUGUGCCACCGUUGAUCUAGAUCACGUCGUCGCUCUUCGGAGCUCGCCGUCGAUCGGAUCCCGUCGAUUCGUCUGUCGCGCCGCGAGGUUCUCGCGAGGAGCCACGUGCGGUGCGCGCGAAUGGGGGGGAAAACGAGCUUAUCGCAAAUCUGAGAAGUCGUCGGUGACACAUGACGACCUGUGAAGUUCCCAGUGAAUAUAUGGCAGCGUCCACAGUGGUGGAUCGUCAUGAGAUCGUCGGGGGAACCUCCCCGGAUGUUGCCGAACGCGUUCUUCCCAUGAACGUCUGCCCGCCGAGCAGCUUCCCGGACAAGUUUCAGGACUUCUUCGCGGCGCUCACCGAGGACGGCGACGAUCUGCCCAGUAUGCUCGAAGACAAGCUCAUACCGAGGAAGCCGGAGCACGGCACGAGCGUCGACGCGAAAACCCGGCGCUGGAGCAAAAGGGCUUUCCAGAGGCGGAGCAGCGAGGUCGAGGUCCGACUCCAUCAUACCUCGCUGUCCGGAUCUCAGGGUCACAGCUGCGUGGACGGGCCGAAGUCGCCGACCCCCUCGAGGCGCAGAAGCUCCAGCAUCGCGGUCGCCAGACCCACGCCGGACUUACACAGAUUUCUGCAAGCGGAGGCCGGUCCCUGGGGUCACCUGUCGCCCUCGCCUAGGAGCCCGACCAGAACGCCGGCCUUGAGUCCCGGUGCCGUGUCGUCGUCGUCCCAUCUGAGCGCGAGCGCGAGUCCGAGCGGACCCAGUCCGACGAGUCCUUCCGGUUCGGCUAGCCUGGCAUCCGGGAUUCGUGGAGGCUCCGGACCCAGGCAGUAUCGCAGUAGAACGAGCAGCAUGCCGGCGGUCCCGCGUCACAGGCCGAUGCUGGCCGAAACGAGACGCGGGGGUGGCGUGGCGGGGGGCGAGGAGAGCGAGAUCGAGGACGGGGUGGAAUAUUACAGGCUCCGGUCUUUCUCCAUAACGGCGAACGGGGUGUACAACUUGGGCGACUCGUUGAAGACACGCCGCAGCAGGAGCAUCAACAGCGUUACCUCCUCCACUAGCUGCAGCAGCACCCGGGAGGGUAGAUUACUCAGCUCGGCCUCGCAGCUCUCUGGCAUAGAGGCGGAAGAGGAAGCCGGCAACGAGAGGGUGGCGACGUACAAAGUGGGCAUGCUGGGUGCGUCGGAAGUCGGGAAAACCGCCCUAACUGCACAAUUCACUACGAGCGACUACAUUUGCGCUUACGACGCCUCUCUCGACGAGGAGUACGGACAGAAGAACGUAUCCGUGAUGAUCGACGGGCAGGAGACGGAAUUGGAGAUCAUUGAUCACCCCGCCUCAGAGAUGUCAGUCGAGACAUUUUGUUCAACUUACAAUCCGGACGUGUACGUGGUGGUGUACUCGGUGGUGGACAGAAGAAGCUUAAAGGUGGCCGAGGAGACGCUGCUCUAUUUGUGGAAGAGCGAUUACAUGGCGAGCCACGGUGUCAUCCUAGUCGGUAAUAAAGUGGACCUCGAGAGGAAGCGGGAGGUCCCGUCGGUGGUUGGCCGUCGUUUGGCGAACAGUUGCGGUUGCAAAUUCAUCGAGACCUCGUCGGGUUUGGCUCAUCACGUGGACGAGCUCCUGGUCGGCAUUCUGGCACAGAUCAAGCUGAACCCGCAGCGCAGCCGGGACCAGGCGACCAGACGCCGUCGUAGCAAGCACCGCAGGCGGAUCCUGAAGCACUUGCUCGGUUUCAAGAGGAAAACCAAGAGCUGCGAGAACCUCUUCGUUCUCUAACGUUCUCCUCGUACAGCGCGUCCCUUGUACGGCGCAAGAAAGAAAAGUGAUUUCAUCGGCUAUCGAUCACCCGAGCAUGUCGCGCCUUGGUCCGCGAAUACGUGCGCUAUCUUCGCAAAUAGGUGAGGAUUGUGCGACGUAGGCGAGAAAACGUCUAUCUGAUCUAGGAGGCCACGCGACGAAUCGGUAACGCGAGGCACACAACUGCGAAGAAUAUCGAGCAGAUUCUCCGAGUGCCAGGCGCAAAUUGAAAUACAAAGAAAUUCACGCCCCUGCUAAAUACCGAUGGCGCGCGAAGGAAACUAGACCGUAGUCUUGGUAUUCGCGCGCAAGAAAAAAAGACUAUGUUCUAUUCAACUCGAAUCUUUAUUGUCGAAGCGCAGCGCAAGUUUGUCGCCGCUCUCGUGCGCAAAUAAUUCAAAUCGGGAGAAAUUAACUCUUUCACGUCCGGUGGAAUACAUGUCUCGGCGUUAGAAAAAUCUUCUCUCUGGUAAAGAUUGAGUCAUUGAAGUUAAAUGGGGCCCACUUUAAAGGAAAUUUUAAUAAAAGCUAUUGUGGUAAAUGCUAUCAUGAAAUAUGUAAAAAUUAUUUUCCUAGUAAGACCGAGAGGUUUUCUGAAUUAUGAAAGGUUUAACACAGUGUACAGUGUUAUCCUCGCUCAAAUAAGAUUUUAAUAAUAUAAAUUUCUGAUAAUAUUUAUAUACAAGGUGUAAAUGAAACUCUCGCGAAGUUCUUAUAUCUCAAUGAUACAGGAACAAAAUAGUGCUGUUGCUUAAUACUUGCGGACACAAAUUAGACUGAAAAUGUCUGGACUUUAUUACACAGUUCUCAUCAAUGUUAUAUCUGCUUUACGAAUUCAUGUUUUUAUAUUUUGCGAUUCUGAAAAUGUUUCGAUACAAAUUUAUUAAAAUAAAAACGCUUUAGUUUUUACAUGCGCGAUAUUAGAUCUGCUACUUUGAAUUUUUACGUUUAAUCCCAUUUUUGUAUUCAGCGACAUCAGUGAAACCUUCAAAUAUAAUUAAAACACAGAGGUAUGUUUCUCAUUAAAAAAAGUCAAGCCUGAAAGGAUUAAGGAGCUUAACUUAUUCAGACUGUCCGUUCGGCGAAAAAAUUAAAUUUUGUAUAAUAAAUUAAUAAUUUUAAACACAUUUUUUCUUUCUCUGAAGGACGGAAUAAAAAGCGCAUUUUGAUGUUAUUAAAUUUAUACAAUUUUAUAUCUGGAAAGUUAGGAAAUAAGAACAAAUCUUCAAUUUCUUUAUAUUUUCUGCAUAAAAUGUUCGUCACUAAAACAGUCUCUAUGCAAUAUAACAUUAGAAGAACUGAUCUAAAGCACGAAAUUAAAAUAUUUUUUAGAUAUAUUUUUUUAAACCUAGUGGAGCUUAACAUUCUGGCUUUUCACAAAUAUGACCUUUCGAAAAGAAGAAUUAGUUGAAAAAGUUGGAGAAAGAUUAUAAUGCCAUUAAAAUGCUAGAAACGUUAAAAUCUCCCUUUAUCAAGUCUCUGUAAACAGUACAUAUAUAAAAGAAAGAUAUUUGGGUUUUGUGUUUCAGAUCAAGCGUUUGGAAUUUACACAGACAUAGUCUCGAGACGCAAAGUUUUGCAGCGGCAAAUAUUUUAUGUGGCAGAUAGAAAUUGAAAAAUGUUGUUCUGAAUUUACAGUCUUUUAUAGAUACGAGAUUGUAUAAAUAAAUUCAUUUUUAAUGUCAAAA